Molecule: messenger RNA, 1440 nt
Organism: Spirometra erinaceieuropaei
Lineage: Eukaryota; Metazoa; Platyhelminthes; Cestoda; Diphyllobothriidea; Diphyllobothriidae
Source: the annotation of a GenBank genome assembly
AUGCGUAUUCGCCUACAGCCUCGCAGGAGACCACAAGGUAAGCGACCCCCAGGAACGCUGCAUGUUGCCUUGUUGUCUUUGCCCACUCACCAUCUUCUUUUCAGCAAAGAGCUAGCUCAAAGUCUAGACAACCUUCCUAUCGCUGCCGCCGACGACGCCGCCGCCGCUGCUAAGAACGCCUCCAUGGAGAACCGCUGGUGUCAACUGCGAGACACGGUCCAGUCGACGGCGCUCACCGUCCUCGGUAGCGCUUCCCGCCAACACCACGACUGGUUCGAUGACAACGACGCCGCCAUCAGAAAUCUGCUAGCUGAGAAGAACCGCCUACACAAAGCCUACGUAGAUCACCCCACUGAGGACAACAAAGCUGCCUUCUACCGCAGUCGCCGCCAACUUCAGCAACGACUGCGCGAGAUCCAGGACGCCUGGACUGCUCGCAAAGCUGAGGAGAUCCAAGGCUACGCGGACCGCAACGAAUGGAAGAACUUCUUCUCCGCGAUCAAAGCUGUUUACGGUCCGCCGACGAACGGCAUUGUUCCUCUCCUCAGCGCCGACGGCAGUACUCUUUUGAAUGAGACGACGCAAAUCCUACAGCGAUGGGCCGAGCAUUUCCAAGACGUCCUCAACCGUCGCUCCGUCAUCGAGCGUUUGCCGCAAGUGGAGACCAACGUGGACCUCGACCUCCCGCCAUCUCUCCAGGAGACCAUCAGGGCCGUGCAGCAGCUCUCCAGCGGGAAAGCACCCGGAUCGGACGUGAUCCCUGCUGAGGUCUACAAGCACGGAGGUCCCCGACUGAUGGAUCACCUGACUGUGCUCUGCCAGGCGAUGUGGCGUCAAGGUUUAGUCCCGCAAGAUCUCAAAGACGCAACCAUCGUGAAUCUCUAUAAGCGAAAAGGGAAUCGCCAAGUCUGCGACAAUCACCGCGGCAUCUGCCUACUGAACAUCGCCGGGAAGAUCUUCGUCCGCAUCCUGCUCAACCGCCUCAAUAACCAUCUAGAAAAGGGCCUUCUGCCGGAAAGCCAAUGCGGCUUUCGUCGUCAUCGUGUGACCACGGAUAUGAUCUUCGCCGCCCGUCAACUUCAGGAGAAGUGUCAGGAGAUGCGGACCAACCUGAACUCUACCUUCGUGGAUCUGACGAAAGCCUUCGUCACGGUGAAUCGUAAAGGGCUGUGGAAGAUAAUGCAGAAAUUCGGCUGUCCGGAGCGAUUCACUCAGAUGGUGCGUCAGCUACACGACGGUAUGAUGGCGCGAGUCACGGACAACGGAGCUGUCUCAGAGGUAUUCGCAGUGACCAAUGGAGUGAAGCAAGGCUGCGUACUGGCGCCUAGCCUCUUCAGUCUUAUGUUCUCUGCCAUGCUGAUGGACGCCUACCGCGACGAACGUCCCGAAAUCCGCAUCGCCUACAGGACAAUUAGUCACCUGCUGAAUAGAAGAGAAUAG